Trichoderma atroviride IMI 206040 is the source of this 1170-nucleotide messenger RNA. RefSeq lists its product as uncharacterized. Lineage: Eukaryota; Fungi; Ascomycota; Sordariomycetes; Hypocreales; Hypocreaceae. The record is from RefSeq and is a predicted model, not a curated record.
AUGGAUCAUCCUCCCGACCCGCCUAUCAAAGACGACCUCAAGCCGGGCUUGCCAUAUGUUCCUGGCGCCGUGUUGAAAAUCCAACAAUGCAUGCCUCAUCCCCCGUUUGGAUUCAUGUAUCGCGAUAUGACUUCUCGCGUCGAGCGCAUGUUCCCCUGGAAGCAAUUCGAUACAGCCAGCCGCUUCUGUCUUCAAUAUCCGCCGCUCCAAGGCAAACCCAUCGCCAAUCCAGAAACGCGCACCAUAGUAAUCGACAGCCAGAUCAGGUGUGGCGAUGGCCGUGGCGCUCAAGUCGUCAAGUGUCAUUUCGAGGACGGCGAGACACCGCUUGUCGCCAAAAUCUACGAUCCACUAUACUACCUGUGGGACAUGGACGACAUUACCUACAAUGCAGACUUGGAAUUCACCAACGAAGCCGCGGCGUUUGUGACAUUGCAAGACAUGGACAAGGAGCACACUGUUGGCUACCCUCGGGUGCGAGAAGCUCUGAAAGGGUCAAUACCACGAUACUAUGGGAGCUAUACCUGGGAAAGCCAACUACUGGACGGUCAACGACGAGACGUGCGCUUGAUCUUGAUGGAGUACUUUGCUUUCCCCAGUAUGCGGUCCAUCAUCACAGAGGGUAGAGUUGAAAGCAUACCGGCCCAAGUUAGGAUGCAGCUGCUAGCGAGAGCCUUUGAGAUAUACGCCUGGCUCGGGUUCUACGGGGUCAACCAGCACGAUUUCGCGCCGCGCAACAUCAUGGUAGACCCAGACAAAGGUCGCGUCGUUCUCUUAGAUUUCAGCAUCGCAAAGAUCCGAGGUCUUUACAACUCCAAGUGGUCCGCUCCCCAGGGCAAACCUCCACCAACCAAUCCCAAGCAUCCACUUCACCUAUUCAAAGGUACAUGGGCAUUAAUGGAUGGGGAAGGCUGGGUACCCAAACAUUUAUAUUCCGCUCAGGCGCGAUAUGACUGGUUUCUUGCCCAAUGGCCCGACCUCACGAUGUUCCAGCCUCCUAACUGGUUUUGGUACAAUGUACAUGAGCCAAGUUUGCGAAAAGCAAUAGAGAGAGAGAAGGCAGAGGCAAAGAAAAGGGAAGACGAGGCAGAAAUGAAGGAGAAGAAACGGCCAGUUCAAAAGGCUAAAAGGAGAAGAAAGAAACGUAAUUGGUAGCUCUGUUUCUCAGAC